UAAUAGUUCAAAUGACAUCAAUGUCAGUUUUGAAAAUUAGAUACAAUUCGAAUUUCAAGUUGGCAGUUAAUUAAGAGGAGUUUACAAUGUGGCUAGCAGGACGUGUCCUAGGUGCCUCAAUUCGCCACACAGGCAGAGGCUCCCAUCGCUUGUUGCACCUUAACCGCCGCGAAGUGUAUUCGGAGUGGUUCCGCAUCCUGGGUGUGCACGAGUCAGCGGAUCAGAAUACCGUGCGCCACGCUUACUUGGACCUGGUGAAGCGAGUGCAUCCGGACUCUGGCACUGAAGAGGCCAGCGCCGAACGCUUCCAGCAAGUGGACGAGGCGUUCAGGGUGCUGCAGGAGAAGUUUGCCAAAGGGCGGCGCAACAUUCAGGAGGACGAGGACGAAGCCAUGGAGUUUGAUAUUCAACACACUGCUCCGCAGCACCGACAGUACCUGUCCAACGAAGGCAUUGGCGUCGGAACUCCGUUUCAGCGCCAGAAGCAGUACCAACAGGUGAGAGCCAUGAAGGCGCAAGAGCGCGUGCUCGAGCAUCGCAUUGACAAAGCGGCUGCGGGCGAAAGGACUCUGAUGUCCAAGGGCAACCAUUUCCGCAAGCACGCCAUAAAGACCAAAUACGGCAUCGAGCGCGUAGUGGAGGAUUUAAUCCAGGAGGCGAUGUCCAAGGGCGACUUUGACAAUCUGAAUGGGGUCGGAAAGCCGCUGUCAUCGGCACAGUCGCAGACUCCCUAUCUAGACUUUACCACACACAAGCUGAACAAGAUAAUGCUGGACAAUGGUUUCACGCCGGAGUGGAUUAGCCUAAGCAAGGACAUACGGGAAGCUGUUACACAUCUCAAGGAUAAGGUGCGCAAGGAACGUAUCUACUACGGCGAGUGGCCACUGCAACGCCCCGAUGAGCUAGCUGCAUGGCAGACAUUCAAGCAGCAACAUCAGGAGGAAGUCCAGCAAUUGAACAAGCUAAUUGACAAGUAUAACCUGUUGGUGCCCAUCCUGAAGAAUCAGUUCUUUCGCCAAAACCUAGACACAAUAGGCGAAAGAGUUUUCAGCGAGCCGCAAUUGCAACGUAACGUGAUGCGACGACCAACUCCGGAUGCCAAUAUCAACAACAAUGAACAGAAGCAGCAGACCUCGAGUACAAGCAUCUUUUCCCUCUUCAGCAACCUUUUGUGAUGUAAAGUUCGUUUUUCAACGAAACAUUGGUGAUAUUAGUUUAUAUGUAGCUCCCUAAGGGAGGGAAAUAAUAGUUAUUUAUUAAAAAUGAAUUGCAGUCUUAA
This is a messenger RNA of Drosophila serrata, 1279 nucleotides long. Its product is annotated as dnaJ homolog subfamily C member 28. The record is from RefSeq and is a predicted model, not a curated record. NCBI's taxonomy places the organism in Eukaryota, Metazoa, Arthropoda, Insecta, Diptera, Drosophilidae.